AUGUCUGUCAGCCAGUCCGUCACCAGCGCCACGUCCAGCAGGCCUCUGAUUCGCAAGCCGGCCCCCCAUGAGGCCGUCUUCUGUGACGUCUGCGACAGAAAGUUUCCCAGCUUCGAGGAGCUGAUGGGACACAAGCGCAUGGCGAUGCUAACCGAGGGAACUCACAUCCACUGCUCCGUAUGCAACCGCGACUUCAACAGCAAGGAUGCUUUGAACAAGCAUAUUCUGGAGGCCCACCCGCAGGAGCAGAACCUCACCUGCCCCGGCUGUCAAAAGACGUUUGUCCGGUUGGCUGGAUGGAUGAGACACCUUGAGCACAACGAGUGUCCUGGCAUUCGCCGCGGGGAUGUUGACCAGAACCGGGCAGAGAAGCUCACCUUUUCCCAUGAGCUCGAGAAGCGCAGCGGCUCCCAGUUCGGCGACUACUUCCCCGUGUCCCACCCCAGCGUCCAGUCCGCCUUUGAGGCUCAGUCCAACCUCGAUGCCAUGUCCACCGUGGACGCGCAGUCCGAGUUCGACGACAAGGCCUACAUGGCGCAUCCGUCCUUCUUCAGGCCCAAGGACUUUCCCCACCUGAAGGACGCCAAGGAAAGCCUGGAGAGUAUCCAGCGAGCGCAGUCGGACGCUGGCAGCGAGAAGCCGCGCGAGCCGGCCGUGGACGACAUCAACGACCCAUCCCACCGACUCUUCGACCCCAGAAAGUACUACAACACCCUCACGCGCAAGUACAAGUGUCCUCAGCCGUCCUGCAAGAAGACCUUCCCCAGCAGCGGCGCCCUCAUCACCCACAUGAAGUCGGCGGCCUCGCACUACAACGCCAAGCUGCAGUGCCCCGGCUGUCUGCGCUACUUCAGGGAUGCGUCGUCCUUGACCGCCCACUCCGAGUCGGAGUCGACCCGGUGCAGCAUCCGCAAAUCUGAGAACUACCGCUCCUACCUCGACCAGCUCACCGGAGGCAUGGCGGACCUCGGCGUUAAGCACGAGGACGGUACUAUUAAGUAUGAGGUCAGCACGGAGGCCGUCAUCAAGUUCGCUCCGUCUCGGAUGGCCAAGACGGCCACUGAGAAUUACAUGGCGAAGCAGGAGGCCGGCCGUCAGGAGAACUGGGCUCGCAAUAAUAUUGUGUGGUAG
Messenger RNA from Colletotrichum phormii, 1131 nucleotides. RefSeq names its product C2H2 type zinc finger protein. The transcript has 3 exons. Lineage: Eukaryota; Fungi; Ascomycota; Sordariomycetes; Glomerellales; Glomerellaceae. Bases 1 to 1131 code for a protein of 376 amino acids. The record is from RefSeq and is a predicted model, not a curated record.